Molecule: messenger RNA, 2888 nt
Organism: Zalophus californianus (California sea lion)
Lineage: Eukaryota; Metazoa; Chordata; Mammalia; Carnivora; Otariidae
Gene: TEKT3
Product: tektin 3
Exons: 8
Coding region: 161-1633 (490 amino acids)
Biological process (GO): cilium movement involved in cell motility; cilium assembly
Cellular component (GO): sperm flagellum; nucleus; microtubule cytoskeleton
Source: RefSeq, a predicted model, not a curated record
CGUCACAGGUGGGGAAGGCGGGGUCAGGCCCAGACCGGUCAGGGUCCCAGCCGUCAAGGGCGGUAGGUGGGGGGGUUGCCACCCUUCCCGCUCACCGCCCCUUCCCCGCCCCUCGCCCGUAGCCGCUGCAGGAGAGAUUUACAAAUAGUGUUUGAGCAUCAUGGAGCCUUUAGGUUCUACGUUAACGGCAACUUAUGCCCACCCUAGACCAACACCAACCAACUUUCUACCAGCCAUCAGUACUAUGGCAUCAAGCUAUAGGGACCGCUUCCCCCACUACAAUUUAACCCAUACCUUGAGCCUUCCUUGGAGACCAAGUACAUACUACAAAGUAGCCUCCAACUUGCCGACCUUGGGUCCGUACUGCACCAGAUCUCAGAAGGUGUGCGAGAGUACCAUGCUUCCCUUUGUUUCCAAUAGAACCACUCUCUUCACAAGGUAUACUCCUGAUGAUUGGUACAGGUCCAAUUUAACCAACUAUCUAGAAUCCAACACUUCCCGACAUAAUUCAGAGAGACUAAGGGUAGAUACAUCUCGCCUGAUUCAAGACAAAUAUCAGCAAACAAGAAAAACUCAAGCAGACUCCACCCAAAAUUUGGGAGAACGAGUCAAUGACAUAGGAUUUUGGAAAUCUGAAAUCACUCAUGAGUUGGAUGCAAUGAUUGGAGAGACAAAUGAACACACUGAUGUUAAGAAAAAAUUGGAGAGGGCUUUGAUGGAGACAGAAGCCCCUCUUCAGGUAGCCAGAGAAUGUCUGUUUCAUCGAGAGAAGAGAAUGGGGAUUGAUCUAGUUCACGAUGAAGUGGAAGCCGAACUGUUGACGGAAGUUGAUAUUAUUCUGUGUUGUCAAGAAAGGAUGAAGCUGCAUUUGGAUAAGGCCAUUGCUCAACUUGCAGCUAACAGAGCUUCCCAGCACGAGCUGGAGAAGGACCUGAGUGAUAAACAGAUGGCUUACCGAAUUGACGAUAAAUGCCACCAUCUGCGAAACACAUCAGAUGGCGUCAGCUACUUUCGCGGCGUGGAGAGGGUUGAUGCGACGGUCUCAGUGCCUGAGUCCUGGGCCAAAUUUACAGAUGACAAUAUCCUCCGUUCCCAAAGUGAACGAGCAGCCUCUGCCAAGCUAAGAGACGACAUUCAAAACCUCUUGGUUGUGACUGCCAAUGAGAUGUGGAAUCAGUUCAACAAAGUGAACUUGUCUUUCACCAAUCGCAUUGCUGAGACUGCAGAUGCUAAAAAUAAGAUUCAGAUUCACUUAGCAAAGACCCUGCAGGAGAUCUUCCAGACUGAAAUGACCAUAGAAUCCAUCAAGAAGGCCAUCAAGGACAAGUCUGCCUUCCUGAAGGUGGCUCAGACCAGACUGGAUGAGCGCACCAGGAGACCCAACAUAGAGCUUUGUCGGGACAUGGCUCAGCUACGCCUUGUCAACGAGGUGGACGAGGUGGACAGCACCAUCCAGACCUUGCAGCAGCGCCUGAGGGACGCGGAGGACACCCUGCAGUUGCUGGUCCACACCAAGGCCACCCUGGAGCAUGACCUGGCUGUCAAAGCCAACUCCCUGUACAUUGACCAAGAAAAAUGCAUGAGCAUGCGCAAGACCUUCCCCAACACCCUCCGGCUGGAAGGCUUCUGUUAGGGGACCCCGCCAGGAGCCAGCGAAGUGGAACCACAGCCCUGUGGCAGCUAAUUUAAACGGAGUGCUAAUAUCUCCACUUAUUAAAGGAUUGUGUUGAUAGAAAUGUAAACAGCGUCCUGUCUCGGAGAGUGUUUUGUUUACGUCCAAACCUUCAUUUUCUACUAUUUACUAGGCUUCUGAGCUAUGGGAAGGAUAUAAAGAAAUAUAAUCAGUCUAAUAGAGAAGGUAAAAAGAAGAUUAUUUGUAUUAUUCUUGUUGUUCUCUGUGUAACAUGAAAUGGCUGGAAAGGAGAAAUGUAUUUCCUCUAGGUGGUGGGGUCAGGAAUCACAAAUAGGAUGGAUUUUCAGCUCUGCCUCAGAGGAAACCCAGAGGAAAGGAGAAAGGCCCUUGGGUAUGUAGUGGUUGGGGGUAGUCUGAGCAAAAACAAGGGUGAAACAAAUACACAGUGUACUUGGAACAAUAAUGAGGAGACUGGUUUGAUUGUGAUUCAUAAUGCAGGGUCUAUAACAUGGGGAGGCUUUCAACUCCAGGUCAAGGAGUUGGGAGAGCUGACAGACAUCUCCGAGCAGGAAAAUGGUCUUAUGAAAUUGCGAUCGAGCAAUGAUAUUAGAGUGAUGGCAGUAGAAACAAAGAAAGGAGAGAUGCAAAACAUAUUCUAACCAAUCAACAGGACUUGGUAACUCUUUCCGUGGGAACUGAGUGCAAAGGGGUCCAGGAUGACAGAGGGGUUGACCCUAGAUGGGUUGCAAAAUGGGGCAUUGCUUAAAUUCCAGGAGGUCCUGUGGUUUCCCAGGGGUUAUUGUUUAAAAUAACUUUUUCUUCAUUAUAAAUGAAAAACAUUUGCAUGACAUAUUUUGGAAAUGGAGAACACACACACAUACCAACUCCUAAAAAGCACACGUUAUCAUAACACCCAGAAAUGGUCACUGAGGUUUGUCAACAUUUUAUUUUCUGUGCUCUCAAUCCCUUUGCUUUGACCUCUAUGUGCAUAUAAUAUUUAUCUACACAUGUGGGUAAUAUGUAAUGUUUAUGGUUAUUUACAUAUAUAAAUAUGUCACUGGCUGUUUAUCCACAGCAUCAUUUUUGAAAAUCUUUCCUUCCUACUUCCAAAAACCAAUUCAUAUUGCUUGUGGGAACUUGAGAAAAUACAGACAACAAAAGAAGAAAAUAAAUGUCUUCUAUAUUUCUAAACUAACUAGGUAUUUUGAUAUGCAUAGAUUUUUAUUUCUGUAUUUAUACACUGGUGCUCCUCUCA